AGGGAGGGUUGGUGAAAGUAGCUUCCUUUAUUUCCUGAGUGGACAAAUGAAUGAUAAUGUGGAAACGACUGGAGGUCUGAAUCGGUAGUCGAAUCUAGUUACGAUCAGUGUUGGAUAGGAGAGAUGCCUGGGAAUUCUCCGCGUGUAGGAUUUAAAAAUAAAGCCAACUUGCCAGAUGUUUCACUGCUUCAUAGCCAAAGAGCUUUAUUGAAAAUAAUGGAGGCUUAAUAGUCAAUAAAAUUUAGUCACGGGCCCUUUGCGGAGUUCACGGAAGGAAGCACAAUUGCUGAAGUACAGAACCAUCCCAGUUAAAACAAUUGGGGCACUCAACAUGUUAGGGAAUUAAACUUGGGAAAAGUGUAACAGUUGAGGAAAUAGACAAACCUGGUUUUGAAUCCCAAUUCUUCCACCUCCUGGCCUCUGCUACUUCAAGACACGUUCCUUAAUCUUUGUCAGCUUCAUUUUCUUCAUCCCCGAGAUGAAAAUAAUGCCUGAUGGGAUUGUUCCGUGGAUUAAAAGAGAGAAGAUCCGUUCUUUAUACAUUGCAGGCAACUCCUUGAAUGUUCACUUCUCCUACUUUCUGCUAGGAUUUCUAUUCCAGAGGCUUAAGAUGUCUUUCUAAAUCUGGCCUUCUCUGUAUCUUUCCAGGAAUAUCUACUCUGUCAGCUCUUUUAGAGAGUCUCUGAAAGAGUGAGGACUAAAGUUAGGAACUGGAUGAUAUGGGUAAAGAAGAAUGAGUCAUAGGACACUCAAAAGUGUUUUUAGAAUGAGAGGAGUAUAGGCAUAUAUCCAGAGUUACUGUUUGCAGAAAUGAAUUAAUGCCAUCCAAAUUCAGCCAUACGUAUCUAUCUGGGUGGUAGUGCGCGGGCACUCAUGUCAGUCUAGGAGGCUGUAAGGGUGGCCCCGUUAAGUAGCAGCUGACAUCCAUUUCUUCCCUCAUCUCCCGUUCUCCCUUUCGGUCUCUUUUGUUUCUCUUUCCCUCUCUCCUCCCUUUCAAAGUGCCCUUCCUUUCGACUUGCCAAUCAUGCCCCAGUAAUCACAGGCCAGGCCCCUGAAACUCCAGGCUAAAAGAGAGGUUGCUGGUUGCUAACACCUGUCUCCCAGCUAAAUGAAUAGGCCCUUUUGUGGGCAGGAUGUUAAAAAAGCUGAUUAGUACAAUACUGGCUUAAAGGACCUAUUAAUGAUACAGCAUAUGUAAAUCAGAGAGUGAUUCAAAGCCAUUUUCAAGAUUUCUUUCUUAUACCAUAUAUUUAUUUUUUAUAUUGAAUUAUGAUGUUGGUUGAAAGUUUGUGUCUAAACCAUGAAUCUGUUUAUUGCCCAAACAGACUAAUUUUUGUCAUUUGAUUGGGAAUCAUUUAUAUUCUAAAGAAGUUUCUACCCUUAAGGGCCUUUGUAUUGUUCAGCAAAUGUCUAACUGGUGUGUAAUACAAUUAAAGUUUUGUUCACUGCGCUGCUGACAUAAUUAGUUUAAUUUCUGCUCCUUAUAUAUUUCUCUUGGCAGCUGGGAAAUUAAAAUACUAGAUGUUGCAUAAAACUGCUUUUUUGAGGGGGUGAUUUUACUGUCAGUUGAAUGGACUUAGGCCCCAGGGUACAUUUUUUAAGAUGUCUUAUUCAACUUUCCUGUAAUAGUCUUCUUUCUCUCCAUAGAAUUAAUGUAUUAAGGCACAUAAUUGGCUAUUUAAGCAUUCAGAAGAGACAAUGUUUGGCCUUUACCCCAUGAUUAUAUUUUUUCCUUACAUCUCUUUUGAGGAAAUGUGUGUAAUUUUUGAAACCUCUAAGUAUAUUACACUUACACGAGCAUGUGGACUUUUGCAAAGACUGGAGAGUGGAGUGGGUUUCUCUGAUAAGGUGUAUUAUUUAAUGCCCUCCCCAAAUCACCGCUCUGUUCUUUUUAGAUCAUAGCGUUUGCAGACCUGAUGUGAAAGUGGAGAGGCUGAGCUGCCUGGCAAAUCCUCCUCACAAUUUUUCUAUGAUAACGUUUCACAGAAAUGGCUCUAGUCUUCAGGAACAGAAGUUGCUCUCGAGGAGACUUUACGUUUAAUUACUCUAAUCCGCCCUUCAUUUCCUAUAGGAUUCUUGCAGAGAUUCUCACCAGGCUGCUGAUUUCAUGGAGUCAUGACUUUACACAGGUUUUUAGCUCUGUUAAGGCUUCCAGCCUCUUUUUGUGUUUUUUUUUUUUUUUUUUUUUUAAUGGAAAGUGACCUUGGUCUGGUAAUUUCUCCAUUGUCCUCUCCUAUAAAAAGAUAAGCAAAACCUUCUUGCAAUCUCAGCAGCCUUUUUCAGCAGCUACCCCUUGUGCUGAUUUUGAACUUUUAAAAAAUUUUGUUGAGCAAGUGUUACUUGACUUUUUAAAGCUGCCCCUCUCUGGUGCUGGGGGCUAGGCCCCCAUCUCCCAGUUUAACAUGCUCAGGCCUUCUGGAAUCGCGUAUAAAGACCUGAUUUCAUUGUCUCUGGGUUGUGGAGUGGUCAGGGCUCCCUAGGACAACUGUUUGUUUCCCGCAGUCCAGUUCUAAAGGGAGGGGAAGCCCAUCCCCAUUUGAACUACCAGGAGCCAGUCUGAUCGCUGAAAACAUUUUAACUGCCCUGAUCCUCUUGAAAGAAAUGCUGCCUAGUCAUCCUGAAACUUACAGGAAGUUAGGCCAACUGGAGGCUCUGCUGGCCUCUGAGUGGUUAAUGCAGUUCGUUAGUAAUCAGCACCAUUGUUUAUUUGCAACUGCUGGAUUAUGUUAAAAGACUUGCAAAAAAAAAAAAAAAAGCUUUUCUUAAGUAAAUGGAGCAUCCUUCUCUCCCACCCCAUCUUCUUCAUGCUCUACUCAUUUGCUUUGGAAAAUCUUUCCAGUCUCAGUCCAGAUGACGGGCAUACAGAUGAACAGCACAAGAUUUGAUCCUAAAAUGUAUAGAAGAAGUGUGUUGUCCCUCCAGCAUUUUCUGUGAAUCUUACCUUUUUUCUUUAUGAUAAUGUUUAAGACAUCUGCCUGGUAAAUAGCCUCAUCCUAUUUCUGCUUCCAACCUUUUCCUAGGUCCUGAGUCAGUGGGUCCACAACCAAUUAAUUAUACCUCCUCUUGACCAUGGUAAACUAUUAUUUAUUGGUGUGGAAGAAGAUUCACCAGAGCAUAAGGCUUUAAUCGAAAAUGCUGGACAAAAGGAGCAUUCUAGUUUGGAGAAAGAGAGCAGAGUGUUUCCUAGGGCUUGCUCUAGCAGCAGUAGGUCAGCUGAAGUUCAGUUAGUUGGAGGAAUCUUUAGUCAAGGAUGGUUCUACGAAGAGGGGGAAUUGGUUUUUUUUGUAAAGUAGCAGCCAUUGUUUGGGCAUUUGGGAUUUUUUGGAGGGGUGAAGAGGGAGAGUUAGGGGCUAACAUUUUGUACAGUUGGAAGAAGGUGGCAGGAAGAAUUGCGGAUGCUAGGACCCUCUCAGCCCAUACUGGGAAAUUCUUAGUCUUUCAGCUUCUCUCCUGUUUGCCUUGGUUUCUACCUUUUGGGCAUGACUGGACUUCAGGUACCAUUCUUGGUCAUUUUAUUUACUGAUGGAAGAAUUUGCUUAAUCAUUCUGAGUGCAAGCUGAAGUUUGCCUUAGCCAGUGUUUGCUACGGGACGGGUGGAGCGAGGGGGUGCCUGAAUAUUCCCAGAAAGCUUGACAAAGGCCACUCCACCUUCCUUACUGCCCUCACCGUAUAGUUGGACCCAGCACUCCAGAUGAAUCUGAAUCUUCUACUCCCAUGCCCACUGGUCUGAUCCAGUUAGGUGUUUCCUAACUCUCUGGGUUGUUGACACAGUUGCGGACCAGCAGCUUGAAUAGGGACAGUGAGCCAGCCAGUUAAUAGGGGACAUAAAAAUGGUAUCAUUCUGCCACUUUACCUCCAGAUGAUCUUCAUCAGAUUCUUAAACUUUGUGUGAUAAAAUUUUUGAGGGGUGCCUGGGUGGCUCAGUUAAGUGUCUGACUCUUGAUUUCGGAUCAGGUCAUGAUCUCAUGGGCUGGGUUUGUGAAAUCGAGCCUUGUGUUGGGCUCUGUGCUGACAGAGUGGAGCCUGCUUGGGAUUCUCUACCCUGCUUGCAGGCACAUAGGCGCUCUCUCUCUCUUUUUCUCCCCACCCCCUGUCAAAAUAAAUAAAUAAACAUUAAACAUUUUUUUUCCAUACAGCAUAUCAACAUGUCUCUUGUAGUACCAAAACUAAUACUGAAAAUGAAAAUACACUGACAAUUAUAUUUAAAUUGGUUUUUAUUUGAGAUAUAGGCUGUCCAUACCUGCACUGUACUUACUUUUGGAAAUGCUCAUAAACCGUAGCCUGAAAUCCUCCUUGUCUCAUCUUUUUAGAAACAACACAAACAUAAAAAUAAGCCACUGGUUUUAUUUGGGAGGGAUUGCAGAAAAUUCAAGAGUCUCUCUCCCCCUCUCUCCCUACAUCCCUCUCUCUCCCCAUCCCUGCUUGCACUCUCUCUAAAAACAAACAAAACAAUUUUGAUGUCAUAACAUGUACAUAUUUACAUGUAUUUUAAUUUACAUUUGGUCUUCCCAACCAAACAUCAUUUUUUUGGGUUUUUUUUUUUUUUUAACUUCUGUGCCCAACGUGGGGCCCAAACUCACAACCCUGAAGUCAAGAGCCACAGGCUCCACUUACUGAGCCAGCCAGGCACCCUCACCAAUGUCAUUUUUAUAAAUGGGGAAAAGUUGGGGCAUCUGGCUGUCUCAGUUGGUAGAGCACGUGACUCUUGGUCUCAGGGUCAUGAGUUCGAGCCCCACAUUGAUGGAGAGAUUACUAAAAAAAAAUUUAAAAAUGGGGAAAAGUUGAAAUUUGUUACAUAUUACAAAUAUUAUAAAAGUGUAUUAGGGGCUCCUGGGUGGCUCGGUCUGUUAAGUGCUGGACUUCAGCUCAGGACAUGAUCUCAUGUUUCGUGGGUUCACGCCCUGCGUCGGGCUCUGUGCUGGCAGCUCAGAGCCUGGAGCCUGUUUCAGAGUCUGUCUCCCUGUCUCUCUGCCCUUCCCCCAAUCACACUCCAUCUCUCUAAAAAAUAAACAUUGAAAAAUUUUUUUAAAAACAUUAAAAUAUGCUUUCUGUAAGUUUUAAUAUACGAAAUUAAAAAUAUUCUUUACCUAAGAUAAUUUAUCAGGGAUUACACACAAAUUGUAACCUUUUUUACUCAUAAAAACAUUGCUAUAAUAUAUAAAAACAUAUGGCUGAUCUCAAAUUUUAGUGUGCCCCAUAAUCCCCUGGGCACUUGUAAAAAAAAUUCAGUUUCCUGCUUCUUAGCCUAGACUUAUACAAUCAGUGUUUGGGACUGAGGCUUGGGUUUCUGACGACCAUAAUGAUGAUGGUGGUGGUGGUGGUGGUGAUGAUGCUGAGAAAUUCUGAAAUUACGAGGCUGCCUUUAUUUUGCAGAGGAGGAAUUUAAGGCCCAGAGGAGCUUAAGGCACUUUGAAUAGCAUUGUUCUAGGUGGUUCUGAGGACAUUGAUAAUCACUGUCUUCCUCAGCUGUCUGUUACCUGUAAAUGAAACAGCCCUGAGCUCCCAUCCCUGCUUGGGGAGAGAAGUUCCAUCACCUGGUGAUUUGCUAAUUCAGAACCACAGUGUUACUACUUGGAGAUUAGGUGAGGGAUACUUACCUUUAAUAUGUUUAAGAAUAAGUCAGUACAACUUGCAUUUGGUGCCUGGAUCAGGAGGGGUGUUUACCUCUUUUGACUAACCACUAAAAAGGAGUUUUCAACCUCUUGGCCUAACUGUGAGUAACUUUACUCACAGUUAAUAAAACCUGCUUAAAAGUGUAAGACAAAAUAAAAUAUGGGGAUGUGCAGUUUUUUUGAGGCACUAAAGUUUGCGGUGCCUUUUUUAGAAGCCUUUUAUAAGUAGUCUAGGAACAAAGCUUCCUAGUUUGUGUUGCUGUAAUGUCAAAAUGAAUGUUGAUGUGGAGCAGGGGGGGAUAAUCUCUGCAGGCUUUGCAUCCUGGUUUAAAUUGCCUAGUUGGAUAAAAUGUCAAAUUGAUAGAUUAUUGGAGCUGUUAUUUUGGUGGUUAAACAAAAAUGAAACUGUUUGGAUGUUCUCAAGGAACACUGCUCCCUGUGUCUGGACUUUGCACUGGAGAAAGUUUCAAUUGUUCAGAAGCAAUACUAGUUAGAAAAUGCAGCUUCUGUGGCUCCUUAGCACAGCUGUCUAAAUUACCAGCUCUGUUGGGGCCUUUGGACAAGCAUUGUUGAACACUUUUGGAAACAAUUUACGUUUCUGAUUCCAAACCGUCUUGGCUGUUCCCUGAAUAGUUGGGAAACCUAGAAGUGGAGAAAGAUUUUAUCAUGUGGGCAACCUGCUGCAACUGGUUCUGCCUGGAUGGACAGCCUGAGGAGGUCCCCCCGCCCCAGGGAGCCAGGACGCAGGCCUAUUCCAACCCUGGGUACAGCUCCUUCCCCUCCCCCACAGGCUCGGAACCAAGCUGCAAGGCUUGCGGGGCCCACUUCGCGAACAUGGCCAGGAAGCAGCAGACCUGCCUGGACUGCAAGAAGAAUUUCUGCCUGAGCUGUUCGAGCCAGGUGGGAAACGGGCCCCGCCUCUGCCUUCUGUGCCAGCGGUUCCGAGCCACCGCCUUUCGGCGGGAGGAGCUCAUGAAGAUGAAGGUGAAGGACCUCAGGGACUAUCUCAGCCUCCAUGACACCUCCACCGAAAUGUGCCGGGAGAAAGAGGAGCUGGUGUUCUUGGUGCUUGGCCGGCAGCCCGUAAUCUCCCAGGAGGGCAGGACUCGCGCGCCCACCUCGUCCGCGGAUGUCCCCGAGCAGCAGGCCUUCCUGACCCAGCCUCGCGCCAGCACGGUACCUCCUACCUCGCCUCACCUCGCCUCUUCGUCCGCACAGGCCACCUCUGUUCCCCCAGCCCAGGCUCAGGAAACCCAGCAGGCCAAUGGCCAUGUGUCUCAGGACCAAGAGGAACCCGUCUACCCGGAGAGCACAGCCAGAGCACCUGCUGAGGAUGAGACCCAGUCUGUCGACUCAGAGGACGGCUUCGUCCCAGGCCGGAGGGCCUCUCUGUCUGACCUGACCGACCUGGAGGACAUUGAAGGUCUGACCGUGCGGCAGCUGAAGGAGAUCCUGGCGCGCAACUUCGUCAACUACAAGGGCUGCUGUGAGAAGUGGGAGCUGAUGGAGAGGGUGACGCGGCUGUACAAGGACCAGAAGGGCCUCCAGCACCUGGUGUGUGGUGCUGAAGACCAGAACGGGGGAGCGGCACCGUCCAGCGUGGAGGAGAACCUGUGUAGGAUCUGCAUGGACUCGCCCAUCGACUGUGUCCUGCUGGAGUGCGGCCACAUGGUGACCUGCACCAAGUGCGGCAAGCGCAUGAACGAGUGUCCCAUCUGCCGGCAGUACGUGAUCCGAGCCGUGCACGUCUUCCGAUCGUGAGGGCUUGCACCGGCUUCUUCAGUGCCUUAUGGGGACGUAGCUUGAGGUGUCUGGGCUCCAGACUGGGCAGCUCGCGGAGGGGCAGGCUAACAAGAAAAUCUGCAGUGCUCGUAAGACCGGGGCAAGCAAGGAUGCUGUCACCUCUGGGCAUGCCUGUCCUGCCGCGGAGGCGCACCUCUUGGCUGGCAGCGCUGGAGGCCGGUGGAAACCGGAACAGACUGCACGGGCAAGUCCCUAUCUCAGUGAUCUUGGGGUAAUGAUGGCACCUGAUGAAGAGAGGACUUGCCAGAACUUGGACCGCAUCUUCCUCCUUUCCUCCGAAAGCCUAACAGUUUCACCCUUGUGUACCCCACCCGUCCUUCUGAGCUCCCUGCCUCUGGCCUUCACCGGUCAGAAGUCCUGGUAGAAAUGGUUCUCUUCCUCCCCAGCACAUUUGGAUUUAUUUCUGCUCUGGCUUUCUGUGCUUUAACCUACCUUUGCUAACGUCUCUGGCUACAUUGCCUAAAAUCCAUUUGUUUCUUCAGACCAAAGAGAUGUUAGCUUACCAGACCGAGAGUGAUCCUCCUUGGGACUGAAUUUGGACCGGUAAACUUAGCUCUGGUGAGAAACAAAACUCAACUGCUACUGAAAAAUUUCAAAGUCAUGAAGAGUUGCUUCCUUAAGUGCUGGGACUGGAAGCGAUGAGUCUCCUGACCCCAACCCUGGCUCCCAAACUGCUGGGAAGUUUGAGUCCGUUUGCGUGAGACGGCUCGCGCAGCCUCUCUGCUUCUCUAGGGCCCGCACGCCAUCCCUGUUAGCUUGAGAGAAGGGAAAGUGUUGGGUGGAGGCAGGGGCUUUCUGCUUGACUUUGACUUCUCCAGCAGACAGGGAUAGCAAACCACUUUCCUCUGAGAAUGAAGUCCCACUCUUUUCCAUGGUCUCACUGAAGGCAGAGAGCCUUGCUCUCCUCUAGCCACACUUCUCCUGAAGUUCCUGGAGGCCAAACCUCAACACCCGAGGGGUAUCUGAAGGUACCGAAUGAGACUGGAGUCAGCUGUUGAGCAGCCAGCUGCAAGUCUUAAUUCCCCAGGUUGGUGGGGACUCUCUACUCCCAUUUCCUUUCUCAGAACACUGACUUGAGGGCAGGUCAGGAAGAAGCACUCUCAAGGUCCUUUAGAAAGACCAUACAUUGAGCUAGAGGAUUCUUGAGCCCUUUUAGGGUUGUUCUACCACUGGGAGAGCCAAAGGGCUUAGGUUUGCUGGAGAAGCUUAGUCAAGAACCCACACACAUGCUAUCGAAGAGCCUUGUGUGCGGCCAUCACCAAUGGAUGAACUACACAAACCCUAGACACCGAGGGCCUUGGCAGACCACCGCCCCCACCCUACUCCCCUGCCGAACAGUCAAGUUCUCUCAGACUGGAACCUAGCAUGACUUUGGAAGACAGUGGGAAACUCCAAGGGGACCUGUUUAUCGGUACAGAUGUGCUUAGGCUUUCCCCCAUCAUCAACCACUAUUCCCCUUCAGAGGAGUGAAAUGAUUGCAUAAGGUGGUUGCCAGUUGAACCACUGGGCCACUUACCUUGACAUUACACCAAGCCCUGGAUGACUGGAUUCUGGGACUCAGCCUUUGUAGGAAUUGGGGGAAUCAAGAGGUCAGUGAGAGGACCUUUGACCUUUCUGCUGGACAGUAAAUAUUAUGGUUUACAAUGCGUACCAGUUGGGCAGAGAAUUCCACCACUUCUCGAUUCCACUGUGAAACAGGUCUAUAUUUAUGCAACUCAGUUAAGAUCUAGCAAUAACUUCAGGGCAGAUGCUGGCUCUCUCCCUAAAACUUGCUUUCACUGCUGAGGCCUUCCCUCUCCCCACCUCCCACAGUCCCUCUCCUAGACAGAAGUUACGAAUAAUAUCCUGAAGGUUAGUAACCUCAGUAAGAAUUAUAACUGGUAUCGUUUCAUUCUGGAGAAAGAAUUUGCCUUGGAGUCUUUUGAUCUAUUUUGACGAAGGUUUUCAUUCAGGAAAAAUGGUGUCAAACCACCCCGAUUUGUCGUCAUCCGUCAUUAUCAUACCAAAUAAAGGCUGGGAAUUCAAGAUCCCAUUUCAGUUACUAUCUAAUCUAGGUAGAAAACCUGAUUUUUCUGAGUAACCACCGCCCCCUGCCCCCGCCCCCACCCCUCAUGGAUCCUUGGGUCUUAAUUAUCAUGAAAACCUCUAAUUCUUCCAGUUAUUCCAUGGCUUUUGCUGUGAUUGUUCUGAGAUUUCAUUUGAGACUUGUUUCAAGACUUAGGAGAGCUGACUGGUUCAUAAUAUAUUGGAAUAGUUGGAUCCAAGCUAGUAAGAAUAAGCUGUACAGGAAUUCAUGCACAAUAUAUAUUGUAUAAAUUGGUUGAAAUCUUGGGGACGUGAAUGUGUUACUUCAAGUGGCUUAUAUUAAGAGUCUUCAGAAUUACUUGGGUGUUAAAGCAAACCCAAAUGUGUAUUUUUUGUUACAGAGCUCUGCUUUAUAAUUUUGUAAUAAAAUUCACUAUAGAAGCCUGUCUCAUCUGGUGGGAGAACACCAGAGGUCUGAGAGUUAAGACUGACAAGAGAGUUGAUACACCACAGGCUAAUCCCAGGCUGUGUGCACACAGGCAUGCUCUUGAGAGACUGCAUUAUUUGUGGAGAUGCUUGGGCCACUGUGGCCUUAUUGAUAUUCCUGUUCAACAGAUGAGGAAACUGAAGUUUGGUGCUGUUUUGACUUGUUCGAGGUCUCACAGCUAGAGUAUGGGAGAAGCCACGGAACAGCCUACGAGAGGACGGGAGCUGCGUAGCAAAAGAACCAGCCUUAAGACUAAAUAGCAAGAAACACCGACUGAGUUCAGACACUUGACACUGAUCUCAUAGAGAUGGGCCUCGAAGAUGUGGGCAGAAAGGAAUCUGAGGACAGCCAGUGUGCCCAGUCAAGACUUCAGGUGACCCUGGGAGACAGAAGGUAGUUUUUGGAUACAGCUGUAGUAGUUAUGGCUCAGAGGUCACUGAGCCUCGUGGGCAGAUGGCUGUGUGCACACAGGCCUAUGUGGGGAGAGCUAGAUUCCGUGCACAUCUACCCUGGGACUCGAGGAAGCAAUCUUGCCUGGCGGAUGUAAAGGCCGGAGGCUGAGCUGCAGCUGUCCUCCUUAUUCUGGGGGACCGGCUUGCUGAGCACCCAGGACAACCUCCUGUACGCUGCCAACCAGCAGCAUGUAAACCUUCUCCAAGGAGGGCAGGCCUCCAGCACUGUGCUGGGGAGGUGUAAGAUGAUGUUGCCCAGGGUCUGGGAAAUAUGAAGCUGUGUAGACAGUAUAAUCUCAGUGGCAGAAAAAAAACACGCAGGAGAGAGACUAGAAGGAAACAGACAUAGUACCUUGAACAGCGAACUGAAAGAACACCCAGCAAGACCGGGAAGGGCCAAAAAGGGCCAGGCUCAUUACUAAGAUGAUCCCCUGUGGCUGGCAGGGCCCCUCUGCCAUGAGGGCACACCUGGAGUCUAAGUGACUGGUAAGGGCAGGUAGGUUGGGUCUAAGUCAGCUGGGCCAAAGGGCAGUGACAGUGUCCUUUGGCAGAAUCCCAAGGGGCACACUUUGUUCUGCUGCCCUGUCUGGCUGCUUGGCCCGAGGAGGCUGGAGAAGGGGGUGGAAAUUUAUGUAGGUCAGCACUCAAAGGAGCAGCAGCUUUUGUCUCCACAAAGGACAGAAUAAAGAGAGUCUUAUUCUCAAUACUGAUGUGAGACUGAAUGGUGCCUAUUCAGAAACACCAGUGUGCUGGACUAGAGUCAGGGUGGUACCAACCCCUCCUGUCCCUUCCUCCCAACACACUUGAACCAGCAGGCAGACACCCAGACGAGGUUAUAGCUGGCCUCCAGGCCGACUGGCAAGCAGCCUCCCAGCGAAGUAUCACCUUAGUUGAACACACUGGAGGGGGUCUGGGGGAGGCAGUGGUCCUCAAUCUUAGAGACUCAGACACUCCAGCAUGUUCCAGAGGUUGAGGCUCAUGAACUUAACUCAGGAGAUGGACAAACAAGCCUGACGACCUGUUGAUAG
Messenger RNA from Acinonyx jubatus (cheetah), 11407 nucleotides. RefSeq names its product ring finger and FYVE like domain containing E3 ubiquitin protein ligase (gene RFFL). The transcript is spliced from 7 exons. The coding region runs from base 6279 to 7373 and encodes 364 amino acids. The record is from RefSeq and is a predicted model, not a curated record. NCBI's taxonomy places the organism in Eukaryota, Metazoa, Chordata, Mammalia, Carnivora, Felidae. Gene Ontology annotation, cellular component: cytoplasm; plasma membrane. Gene Ontology annotation, molecular function: ubiquitin protein ligase activity. Gene Ontology annotation, biological process: proteasome-mediated ubiquitin-dependent protein catabolic process; negative regulation of extrinsic apoptotic signaling pathway via death domain receptors; protein K48-linked ubiquitination.